Molecule: messenger RNA, 354 nt
Organism: Suillus subaureus
Lineage: Eukaryota; Fungi; Basidiomycota; Agaricomycetes; Boletales; Suillaceae
Exons: 2
Coding region: 1-354 (117 amino acids)
Source: RefSeq, a predicted model, not a curated record
AUGAAGGGAGGUCGAAAAAGAAUCAGAAAGCCUGCUUUGGAACUGGAAACUGAUGGAGAUGGGAUGCUGUUGCUUCCAGACAUCACUGAAAUGAAACUCGAGGAGAAGAAGGCCAUAGUGAGGGCAUUUCUUACAUUGCACUAUCGGAUCUGUUCCAGGAGUGACAAGGCAGUUGUGCCAUGGAGCACCAUCAUACAAAGUCAGGAUGACUUUGUGGCAAGGAAGUAUGUUCCAGCAGAUGUGGACUUGAAGGAGCCUUCCAAGUUGCAAAAUUGGGACACUAUGGCCUUACUCAAUUUCUGGCAUGCUCAGCAGGAGAAAGGCAAAGGACCAACAUUCCUGUUCAAAGCAUGA